Molecule: messenger RNA, 1110 nt
Organism: Aspergillus caelatus
Lineage: Eukaryota; Fungi; Ascomycota; Eurotiomycetes; Eurotiales; Aspergillaceae
Exons: 1
Coding region: 1-1110 (369 amino acids)
Molecular function (GO): protein binding
Source: RefSeq, a predicted model, not a curated record
AUGGCUUCAGGCAGAGCAUUUCGGUGCCAGAGGCCGUACAGAGAAACCCUUGAUUUCCAGCUCAGUUCAGAUGUGAGAUUAUACAACGCUCCGCCGGACAAGAAAUCAAGAAUCAAUUGGAAGUAUACACCUCUGAUUGAUCAGCUUCCACUCGAAAUCCUCCACUUGAUCUUUCUCAAUCUUGAUCUACCCAGUCUAGGGAUGUUACGUCGGGUGAGUAGGAGAGGAAGGCGUUUAGUCGAAUCGCUUCCUGCCUACUCCUUAUUGAGGGCUUUGGCCUCCGAUACGCUACGGGUCAUGGAUAUUAUCAAGUGCUCUUCAUAUUUCCCAAUCGGUUGGCUUUUUACUGAGUUCUGCUAUCCCUGGUGCCGGACAUGUACUGAUUUCGGGCCUCUUCUUUAUUUCCCAACACUGACCCGUUCCUGUUAUAAAUGCAAUUUUCUCCGACCCGACUACCAAGUCGAACCCAUGCGUGAUGUCUGUUUCCGGUUUGGAGUAACUCAAAAAGAUCUUCGUCAAUCAUCGCUCCCAAUUAUUCACCCCAUUGAACGGCAUCGACCCCGCUUAGUGGAUGUUACUCAGGCAAAGGCCUUGGGUAUAGAGCUCCAUGGGGGUGAAAAGGAAAUGGAGCGGGCAUACCAGACUCGUCUGAAGGAGCGUGAAAGAGAUUAUCAGCGUCGGGUCCAGCAAUGGGAAAAACACAGGCGUCAAGGAACCCACACUGGUGGGCGUCCCCGGCGCCGGUUGAGGCCUACAUCACUGGACGAGGACGAGGCCAGUGAGGAGCCUUCAUGGAGAAUCCAGGCGACAGCGACAUUUCCAUACUGGGACGUCCGGACCCAAAUCUUGGAGCCAGGCACCUACUGCAGGGCUUGCACAUAUCACUGGGAGGAGGGAAAUGCGAGUGACUGGAGACGCAUGGAAACCAUUUGGCAUCCACAUCCUCCUAGCAGAGAGGCCUAUUACCGAGCAUUCUUAGAGGCUGAUUUACCUCGGCAUUUUCUCAACUGUGUAGCAGUGAAGGAGAAUUAUAACUUUCGAGUCAGACCUCCGAGCGAUAUUUUUUUUAGGAGGUAUGGGACUGACUUUAUUGUUGGACCCAAAAAAUAA